GGGGUAGACGUGUGCAGAAGUCCUGCUAGUCUGGUCCUCGUUCCCGUCUGGGUACUACCUUCCUUGAGCAGUGCAGGCGGCUGUGCCGGAGGCCAGUGGAAGGGAAAGGAAUCAACUUGCCUGAAUUUUGCAGGCAAGUCCGUCUCUCCACCCCCAGGUCCUCCAGGUCUACAGGAAAUGAUGACCCUUGGCAAAGGGACUAGAGUUCCCGGGAGAAGGACAAGGAGACCUGUGACAGUUUAAAAAUAAUCAUUCUCUGCCAUCUCAGGCCACUUUCUGACACCCAUCCUUCCCCAAACCCGGCCACAGCCUUAAAGAUAGUUUGGAAAUAAUUUGCUUUUCCCAAUCCCUGUCUGAUGGAAAAGAUGGUCUAACUUGCACUGUGGAGAGAGGGAGAACUGGGGAAACAAAAGAUCUGUUGUUCUUAGCACGAUCCAAGGCCAGGAAAAGAGGACGACGAAACUAACCGGAUCGGUACCCGAUGUAAUUGCAUUUAAAGAGGAAUAAGCAGGAAAAAAAAAAAAGAAAAGAAAAGAAAAAGAAGAAUAGAAGGAAGGAAGGGAGACAGAUACAAGAUGAAACCCUGUCAAAAAAUUGAAGAAAAACCAGAAAAUGAAAGCGAACCAAAGCUUGAGGAAGAGCCAAAGCCUGAGGAAAAGCCAGAGAAGGAGGAAGAACCAGAGGAGGAGGAAAAAGCAAAAGGAACUUUUAGAGAAAUGUUGAUCCAGUCCCUCCAGGAAUUUAAAGAAGAUAUACACAACAGGCAUUUAAGCAAUGAAGAUAUGUUUAGAGAAGUGGAUGAAACAGAUGAGAUAAGAAGAGUAAGAAACAAACUCAUAGUGAUGCGUUGGAAGGUUAAUCGAAACCACCCUUACCCCUAUUUAAUGUAGUAUGCCUUGAUUUUUAUUUUAUCUAAUAUUAACAUUGCCAUAUAACUUUCUUUUUAUUAGCACUUGUUUGAUAUACCUUUGUCCAUCUUUUGACUUUUAACCUGUUUCUGUUAGUGGUUUUAUAUGCAUAUCUUCUUAUCUGCACCUCAUUGUUUAUCGUUUUUUGAACUGAUCUACAAGUCUCUUUCUUUUAAUAGGAGAGAUUUACUCAUUUGCAAAAAGAGGUUCCUGAUAGGAUAUAAAAUGGAAAAAGGUCACUAAGUAAUAUGUGAAUAUCAUGUUUUUGAAAGGUAAGAGUACAUUUGUAUAUUACAUAUAUGCACAUCAAAACUUGUGAAGGCUGAAAGACAAAAGCUACAGUUCCUCAGUGGUGGAACUAUAAUCUUUUUCUUCUGCUUGUUUGUAUUUUCUAUAUUCCUAAAGUGAACACACAUUAUUGUUGCUAAAAAUAAUAAAAGCUUUAUGACAAGAAAAGAAGCAA
Molecule: messenger RNA, 1371 nt
Organism: Galeopterus variegatus (Sunda flying lemur)
Lineage: Eukaryota; Metazoa; Chordata; Mammalia; Dermoptera; Cynocephalidae
Gene: TCEAL9
Product: WW domain binding protein 5
Exons: 4
Coding region: 576-890 (104 amino acids)
Source: RefSeq, a predicted model, not a curated record